This is a messenger RNA of Nezara viridula (southern green stink bug), 1811 nucleotides long. NCBI's taxonomy places the organism in Eukaryota, Metazoa, Arthropoda, Insecta, Hemiptera, Pentatomidae. The record is from the annotation of a GenBank genome assembly.
GCCGGAGUUAUUUGGUUAUAUAAGUAAUUUCUUUUCGCAAAUCAUUGCCGAAAAUAGUUGAUAUUUUUCACAGAAACACGGCUUUAAUAACAAACUCUGAAAUACUUUCCACAGUUAUCAGUAACCUAUUGUGUAAAAACUUGUCUGCCAACUUUCUAUUAUACACCGUAUCACAAGGCCAAUAUAUUCGACAGUUUGUUAGAUUACAUGGAACUUCUACUGUUUCAUUGGCAUUUAUUCUCUUGGUUUCUUUGGUUGAUUGCAUUUUAAUUAAUACAUAUCCGAUAAAUUACGCUAAGGAUUAACAUCAAUUAGUUUUUGUCGAAAAACAAGGAUUCUAAUUUAUUAUAUAAUGUCAGAUCGAAGUGAAAACCUGAACAAGAGUUCAGCAGUGGAAUUAGAUCCUAAUAAAUCUUCAGAGUUCCAGCUAACCAAAUAUUCAACCCUUCGAGGAUGAGGUUGCAAAGUCCCACAAGUUGUUUUAGACAACAUCUUGAUGGGACUUAAAUCACAAGAAGAAAACAGUGCUCAAGAAUGCCCGAAGGAAGGAAGCAAAGAUCACCAACUAGAAACUAAACCUCCAAGUUUUCAUAAAAUUGGUGUGGGUUUAGAUUCAUCUAUAAUUCCUAUUAGAAACAAUUUAGCCUUGGUUCAGACAACUGAUUUUUUUUACCCUUUAAUUGAUGAUCCGUUUGUUAUGGGACAGAUUGCUUGUGCUAAUGUUUUGAGCGAUUUAUAUGCCAUUGGUGUAAGAUACUGUGAUAACAUGAUGAUGAUUCUUGGAGUGCCUGAUAAUAUGGAUGAGAAAGAAAGAGAAACUGUAAUUCCAUUAAUAAUUGAAGGGUUUAAAUGCACAGCUCAGGAAGCAGGUAGUAAAAUUUCAGGAGGAGAUACCAGAAUUAGUGCUUGUUGUAUAAUCGGAGGGACUGCAACUUCAGUAUGUGAAAUCACAGAAAUAAUUAUGCCUGACAAUGCAAUUAUUGGUGACGCCAUAAUAUUAACAAAACCUUUGGGAACACAAGCAGCAACUAUGAUUUAUACCUGGCUUGAAAAUAAAAAUAAAUGGAAAAAUAUCUGUGCUGUUAUAACAAAAGAUGAAGCAAAAUGGGCUUUUCAAAGGGCCGUCAAGUCGAUGGUUCAACUUAAUAAAAUUGCUGCAAGUUUAAUGCAUGAGUUCAAAGCUCAUGCUGCGACUGAUGUUACUGGUUUCGGUUUACUUGGCCAUGCUAAAAACUUAGCUAGACAUCAAAAGAAUCUAGUACAAUUUAAAAUCCACACUCUUCCAAUAAUAAAUAAAAUGCUUGAUGUGGAUCGACAACUAAAUAAACAAUUCCACUUAGAAGAUGGUAAAAAUAUUGAAACUUCAGGGGGCUUACUGAUAUGCUUACCACUCAAAGCUGCUGAUGGGUUUUGUAAAAAAUUUAAAAAUUUAUUAGGCUGUAAUGCUUGGGUUGUUGGAACAGUGGUAGAAGGUGAAAGAACAGCUUCAAUAAGUGAUGAUCCAACUAUAAUUAAUGUCACAGAUUAAAUUUUUUCUAUCAAAAAAAAUAAUGAUAUAAAUAUUAAUGGUGGUAGAUGAAAGAACGCCUUCUUCUCUAGGUAUUGAUACAAUUUUUGUUUUAUUAAAAUCAAAUUAAUAAGACCAGUUUAUGCGUAACAAGAUUUUAUGACUCAAUACAUGAAAGCCUUAACGAUUGGUUGUUGUAUUGAUGAUGUUAUUAAUGUUACCAUCCUACUAUUAGUUUGAUAUUGUUAGCAGAAUCAUAAAACAUUUGUUUAUAGCUCAAUAAAAAUUAUUUAUUACAUUGUUA